AUGGCAUCUACACAGCAAACAACGACAGCCGUCGAAUUACAAGACAAUCCAGGUCAAGAGAGACAGCUAAAGGCCCCAGCCCCAACUACAGCACCCACUGCAGACAAUGUCAUGCAAGCAUCCCUCCUCGCAGACUCCCAAGUCCCAGACGGAGGUAAUGGUUGGGUUGUCAUCUCCGGAUGCGCAAUGGUUACUUGGUGGGUGACUGGAACCGCAUAUUGCUGGGGAGUUUUGCAAGCUGCCCUAGUCAAGGAGGGGGUGUCGUCGUCGUCCACUCUAUCGUUUGUGGGUUCUCUAGCUCCUGCUUGUAUUUCGUUCUUGGGAAUCAUAAAUGCUCGGGUCAUUCGUAUUAUCGGGACACGGGUUGCUGGUCUCUUCGGUAUCUUCUGUCUGGGGUUGGGGGAGAUACUGAGUGGGUUUGCGUUUCGGAACAUUGGCGGACUUUUUGUAACAGCAGGCGUUGUUAUGGGAAUUGGCAUCAGUGUCUGUUUCAUGGUCGUCUCUGUGAUUCCCGCGCAAUACUUCAAAACCAAACGUGGCGUUGCAAACGGUAUCGUCUACGCUGCCGGUGGUCUUGGAGGUGCAGUAAUCAGCUUCAUCCUCAAUGCAUUGCUCAACAGUCUAGGCACAGCAUGGACGUUCAGAAUCCUGGGCUUCAUCACUCUAGCCACAGGUCUGCCACCAGCAUACUUGAUCCAGCAACGAGUUCCAAUCCCUCCAACCAAAUUCGUCGAGUGGCGAUUAUUCCGCGACGUCCGCUUCAUCCUCCUCUUCAUCGCCAGCGCAAUCGCAACCUUCCCUCUCCUCGUCCCAGCAUUCUACCUCCCCCUGUACACUAAUGCAAUGGGCAUGAAAUCCAGCGUCGGCGCCGCCAUGGUUGCCGCAUUCAACUUCUCCUCCGCAAUCGGACGUCUUCUCUGCGGCUUCUGCUGCGAUUCCUUGGGUCCGCUGAACACGCUGUUUAUGUCGCUGUUGCUGAGUGCGUUGAGCAUGCUGAUUCUCUGGCCUGUCUCGCAGUCCAUCGGGCCUUUGAUUGUGUUUGUUAUCAUCAAUGGGAUGGCGAAUGGGGGGUUCUUCUCGACUAUGCCAACUGUUGUUGGGAAUGUUUUUGGAUCCGCGAGGGUUUCGGUGGCUAUGGGGAUGAUUGUUACGGGAUGGGCUGGGGGAUAUCUUUUCGGUGCCCCCAUUGCGGGAUAUAUACUGGACGCCGCUGGCGGCGAAGACAAUGGUCUCAAGGCAUAUCGACCGUCAAUUUUCUAUGCAGGAGGAAUGGCUCUGGCGGCGGCCGGUUUGGCAGCGGGUAUCCGGCUAAAGACAGAGAAGAGCCUGGCUAAAAAGCUCUAG
Molecule: messenger RNA, 1344 nt
Organism: Aspergillus chevalieri
Lineage: Eukaryota; Fungi; Ascomycota; Eurotiomycetes; Eurotiales; Aspergillaceae
Exons: 4
Coding region: 1-1344 (447 amino acids)
Biological process (GO): transmembrane transport
Cellular component (GO): fungal-type vacuole membrane
Molecular function (GO): transmembrane transporter activity
Source: RefSeq, a predicted model, not a curated record